UUAAUUAAAAUAAUUAUUUUUAACAUAGAAUAAGAUAUAUUUGAGUAUAAAUAAAAUAUUUUUACCAUCGUAAAAUAUUAUCAAUCAUGAAAAAAUUUAUUGGAUGGCAUCAGUUCAAAACACUUUUUUUAAGGACCACACAUAAAUUGGAAAGAAAGGUCAGUAGGACUAUCAGCCCUAAUCUUAAAAUUUAACAUUCUAUUUUAAUAAUAUGGUAAAUAUAGUGUAUUAGUUUAUUACAGCAUUAAAAAUGAUUUUUAUUUAUUAUCUUAAGUUUAAUCAAGGUAAUGAUACAGCGAAUUUUAAAACAUUUGAUUUUUCCAAUCAACAACCACCACCCUCUUCAACUUUUCCAUCAUUCGUCACUUAUAAUUUGCCAACCGAGCUAACUCCCUCUCAACUCGAUUACUGUCGAUCUCUCAUAAAUAUGUACAUGGUGAAUUCAGAUAUGACUAUGCUAAAAUCUUCCCUGAAGAAUCACAAGAUACCCGAUAUUUAUUCGCUCUUUUAUAAUUUUAUCAAAAACAAAUCGCCCGAUAUAGACAAAAUUGGAAUGCUAUUAGUAAAGAUUAUAACUGACAAAAAUAUGAACAGCAAUGAAAGCACUGAAUGCACAAAUGAUUUGAUGAAAGCGAUAUUUCAAAAUUCUGCCAAAUAUAAUGAAAAUCAACUGAUAUCGUCUCUACUUUCUCAUUCUGGUUUUCUUAAGAGUGAAGACAAAAAAUUUGUCAAGCCAAAUCCUGAAGAUAUGGAAAAAGUUAAUAAAGCAUUAAAAAUUAUAUCAGAAAAGCCAUAUAUAACUAGCUCGGCUCACGAUAUGCUGAAAGCCUUUAUAAAAUGAAUGCAAUUACUCUGAAUUAAAUUAAUGUUUUUACCAAAAUAUUUGUAAAUUAGUGCUUAAAUAAUUUUAAUGCUAUGUUUUCGCGUCGACUUUUAUUCAAUAUUUAUAUUAUUUUUUUUAUAAUAAA
Molecule: messenger RNA, 968 nt
Organism: Gordionus sp. m RMFG-2023
Lineage: Eukaryota; Metazoa; Nematomorpha; Gordioida; Chordodea; Parachordodidae
Exons: 5
Coding region: 251-841 (196 amino acids)
Biological process (GO): signal transduction
Molecular function (GO): GTPase activator activity
Source: RefSeq, a predicted model, not a curated record